GUCGGGUUAAAUUUUAUUACUCAGUUGGAAUAUCGCUCUUAGUCCGGCGCGCGAGGAGUCGGGUGAAAUUUUAAAAAACCUUUGGAUGUUCUUAGGAAAUACUCUUACACUUCAAGAACAAGUUUGUUAUUACUCAUACAAAGUUCCUCGUUUUGAAGAUGUUCGAAACAGCUCUUAUCUUGUUGUACUUAACAGCAGUGGUAAAAACUAAAGAAGAGGGCGUUUACUUUGAAGUCAGGGAAAAUCAUUUCCUCUUUGAUGAAAACACUGUUUGGGAUCAAAAGGUCGACUCUUUGCUUUCGUGCUCACAAAUUUGCGGGAGAAGAAACGACUGUAAAUACGUUAACUUUAAAAAAGACCAAGGAAUAUGUUCAAUAAGCGACAGACAGUCUUGUGGAAAGGUCGUACAACGAAAAGGGUAUUUUUAUUUGAAGAAGGUAGGUUAUUUGAGCUUUAUUUUUGACAGCUGUGAUUCACAGUUGUUUUGUGGAGGAAAUGGAUUUAGAGGAUGAUUACAAAAACGUAUUUACAUUUGGUGCGGAGGCCAAUAAAACAGAAUUACACUAGAGAUGGCGGAUUAUCCGUCUGACAGACGGAUAAAAUUAGACGGAUUAUUCCUCCAAAAUGGACAGCGUCACUUUUCUACAUUAAGACGUAUUCAUCCUUCUGACUCGGACUAUCCGACAGAAAAUCCGUCUCUAUAGCGUUAAAACUUCUAAAUGAAUUCGAAUAUUCAAUGUAAUAUAUAAAAUGACUGAUCCAUUGUGAUUUUCUAUAAGAUAUAUGACAUUUUAUCUGAUAGCGUAGAUCUCAUCUCAGGUUUUCAGACAAAUUUUAUUGCUUGCGGGGUUGUAGAGCUCCAAAACUAAUUCCGAUAUUAUUAAGGCCGUCGUAGGUUUGUAUUUUAUCUAAAGAUGUAUUUAAAAGACUAUUAAAGUAACUGAAUUUGCAAUAAGAUAGUUAUGCUAAAAAUGGCAUAUUAACCUUAUAUUUAUAUUACUAACAUAGUUUUAUUUCUAUAGGUUGAAUUAUCGGAGAGACCCAAACCAUUAGGUAAGUUUGUCAUCAUCAUCAUCAUCAUCAUCAUCAUCAUCAUCAUCACCGUGAUUAUGAUUAUGAUUAUUAUAAUUAGAGCGAUUUUCGUAUGACCUUGAAAAGUGGUUUCGGUAAGUGUGCGUUAUUUAUUUUAUCAGCCAUUGGAUGAAAAGAUCAAAACAUGGACUCUUCGUUUUCCCGCCAAAGAAAACGCUAAUAUGGAGAAGGCAUCCUUCGAUUGGCCAAUGGUGUUGCAGCAUGGCGUCAAAGCGAAGUAUCGACUGAUUUCUAGAAAGUUCUUGGGCGUGAGAAGUUUCUUCACCCGAGCGUUCGCUUAACCAAUCAAAAGCCAUGAGCGUUUGUAUCCGUUCGACAAACCAAACAUAUUGCUCUAUUUCCGUUCGUUUGUUGUUUCUGUUUUGUUCGCGCGUUUUCAUUUCAAGGUCAUACGAAAAUCGCUCUACGAUUAUGAUUAUGAUUAUUGUGAUUAUGAUUAUAAUUAUUAUUAUUAUUAUUUGGCCCUUAUCAUUUCGCUCCCUUUUUAACCACUACGUUUUUUUAUUUAACACUGAUUUUUAAUUUGCGUGUGUAUAUAACCUUGUUUUCACAUCUUCAAAGCUCGUUAAGAAAUAGCUAAUUACUUCAAAUGAUUAUUAAGCGAUUCCUUCUGCAGGCACUACUCGGCAGGUAGCAGUUUCCUCGUGCCAGAUCCUCCGCAGUCAAUCUCCAAUUCCCACGUCGGGGAUUUACUGGAUUAAUCCUAAGGGAGAGUCCCAGGCCAACGCGUUCAAAGCUUACUGCGAGAUGGAAACUGACGGAGGAGGUUGGACCUUAGUUUGGAGUUAUACAUUCACGAAUUACUCUGCAUUCACGAGUAAAUCAAACGCGAUUACUCCAAGACCAAACUGGCCAGUCACAUCAAAUGUCGACGUACCCAUCUCAACGACGCCCCCAUUAAAUGAAACAGACUUCAAUGCUGUCAACUUUUCGGAGUGGAAACAACUAGGCAGCCGAGUCCUUAUCAAGAGCAAUAUAAACAACUGGCUUGUGUGUGAGCCUGGAACCGGAAGUUUGGUAAAUUGGCAAGACGGAAGUAUGAGCUGCCAGAUCGUUAAACACGUGACUGACAAGUGCAAAAUGACGUUGGCUCCUAGUAAAUUUGCUUCCAGUAAAGGCUAUGGACCAAUGUUUUACAGCACUGGUCACUGGAACAGCACCUACUACUACUUUGAUGGCUUCACAAGGAAUAACUGGCCUACCCAUGAUCCUUGUGGAAAGAACAGAGCAAAGCACCUGAAAAAUGUAGCAGAUCCACACGGAAAUAUCUAUAUUCGUUAGUUAUCCUCCUUUCGUUUCCACAGACAAAGGGCACGAAGACAAAGAAAAGUUCCUGUACUUAACAUUUCCUUGUAGCUUCAUUGUUUGCUCGGGAGAAACCGGUUUUUGACAUUAUGGCAAAAGUUUCGAAACUAAUUUAGAGAAGCUUAUGUAGUGAAAUAAUUGUCGACCAGAUAAUUGUAACCGUCAAGAGGUAACCGUAGCAGUUGUGUAAAUAAUGAGGCGAAAUUCAACCUGUACCCUUGUAUACUUGACUACUUUAUAAAAACAAAAGAAGAUACCGGCCAUGCAAUUGACUUGGAUUCGUUUCUUUCGUUCGUUCGUUC
Messenger RNA from Porites lobata, 2699 nucleotides. The record is from the annotation of a GenBank genome assembly. Lineage: Eukaryota; Metazoa; Cnidaria; Anthozoa; Scleractinia; Poritidae.